AUGUACCUCACACUAUGGGCUUUAGCACUGUUCAUUGCAUCUGUAUUCGCGAAGGGCGAAGUACGCGUCUGCAAGCAGAACGACACGUACCCAGAUUGCGGAUGGUACGGUGAAACGCACUCUGCCUGUGAUGGGACCUUGGAAAGCGACCGCCCCGCGUCCAGACCAUACCUGAUAGCACACACAGUAGGAAAGGGAGAGGACACCCUUGACGGUGUUAGCGAUCAAUGCCUGAAGGAGUACGGCCAUGGAUGCCGUUGGCCCUAUAACGCGAAGGGGCAACAGAAAGGAAAGCUCCUCUACUGCGCAAAAGCGGAGGAGCAACAGGACACAUAA
This is a messenger RNA of Aspergillus pseudonomiae, 336 nucleotides long. RefSeq lists its product as uncharacterized. The transcript has a single exon. The coding region runs from base 1 to 336 and encodes 111 amino acids. The record is from RefSeq and is a predicted model, not a curated record. NCBI's taxonomy places the organism in Eukaryota, Fungi, Ascomycota, Eurotiomycetes, Eurotiales, Aspergillaceae.